Messenger RNA from Drosophila kikkawai, 971 nucleotides. RefSeq lists its product as uncharacterized. The record is from RefSeq and is a predicted model, not a curated record. NCBI's taxonomy places the organism in Eukaryota, Metazoa, Arthropoda, Insecta, Diptera, Drosophilidae.
GUCAGUCAAACGCCGGAGCUGCUGGAGAACGGACUGAAACAUGCAAGACCACCGCUGGAUGCACUUUAGCCAUGGCAGCGUACCGCCAAAUGCCGUGGUGGCUGGCCACGACUCCGACGGCGACACGAUCUUCGUGGGACGCGCCUUCUUCAACAACGACAUGCUGCCCGCCAAGGUGAUUCCCAACAAGGGCAAGGCCUACGUGGCGUAUGCCCGCGAGGAGCACGAGCUGGAGAACUACGAGGUGCUGUCCGGCUUCAACUACGAGUGGCUGCCGGCGGAGAACGGCCAGGUGCCGCCCGGAGCCGUCAAGGUGGGCCAGAACGUGGACGGGGAGUACCUGUACGCGGGCCGGGGCUACCAUGCCGGCAGCCUAACCGUGGGCAAGGUGCAUCCCUCGCAUGGCUGCCUGUACAUACCCUACGACUCCGACGAGGUUAAGAUCUUCUCCUACGAGGUGCUGAGCCAGCCGGAGCGCUGGAUUGACACCACGGCCACGAAUAUACCGGAUGGAGCUCUGGUGGCGGGCCACGACUCCAACGGGGACACCAUCUAUGUGGGACGCGUGUUCCGCAACGGCGACUUGCUGCCCGCCAAGGUGGUGCCGGCCAAGGGCAAGGCCUAUGCCGCCUACGCCCAAGCGGAGCACGAGCUGACCGAUGUCCAGGUCCUAACCGGAGCCGGCUUCCGCUGGGUGCCCGCCUCCCACGGCAAUGUGGUGCCCGGCGCCCUGUCCUCCGGCCCGAACGUGGACGGAGAGCCCCUGUACGUGGGCAGGGCCACCUAUUGCGACAGCCUGAGCGUGGGCAAGAUCCAUCCCUCGCAUGGCUGCAUCUACAUCCCCUUUGGCGGCGAGGAGGUGCGUCUGGAGCACUACGAGGUGCUGGUCCGUAUUUAAGGAGAUGCCUGCUGAUCUUUUUUGAUAACUUUUUUUGUUUUUAAUUAAAUAUACUGGUUUACUGGUGCCACUU